AAAAAUUGUAUAUGGUAAUGUAAUAUAAAUUUAGAGAAUUAUUGUAGUAUUAAUUUCAUUAUAAUCUAUUACUAAUAAGAAAAGCCCUAAUUUCUGACUAGAAGAACAAACUUUAUGCUUUUUCUUCCACUGAAAAAUGUCAAAUGCUCUUCCUUUUUCUACAAUUUAAAUAAAAAGAAAUAAAUAUUAAAAAAAAAACAGCUAUAAAAGCCAAAAACAAACGCUAAAAACCACCUCUGACCUUUUCUUCAUUAGUCUUUCUUCUUUCUUCUCUAUCUCCCUCUCUUCAGAAUUGAGAUCACAUAACGGAAAAAAUGGAUACAGCAUUACCUUCUUCUACGCCGGAGCUCGAACUGGAUAAUCUGAAGGCUCUCAAAGUUCUGGGAAAAGGAGCCAUGGGAACCGUCUUCUUGGUCUACGACCGUACAGCUGACCCAUCUGCCAGCUCCCCUUUCGCUGUCAAAGUAGUGGACAAAUCCUCAAUCCACACGAAGCUCGACGCUGACCGUCGUGCCCGUUGGGAAAUCCGUGUUCUCUCACGUUUGUCUCACCCGUUUCUUCCUUCUCUAAUGGGCUCCUUCGAGGCCCACGAUUUCUUGGGCUGGGCUGUACCUUACUGCCCAGGCGGCGACCUCAACGUCCUCCGCUACCACCAGACCGACCGAGUCUUCUCUUACACCGUGAUAAGAUUCUACUUGGCCGAGAUUGUCUGUGCUCUAGAAUACAUCCAUUCCAUGGGGAUCGCUUACCGUGACUUGAAACCAGAGAACGUACUAAUUCAGCAAUCUGGUCACGUGACCCUGACGGACUUCGACCUCUCACGGAGCCUCAAACACAGAACCGUCGUAACCGUAAUCUCAGCUGAAGACAGCAAGUCAACUCUCCCCCCAGAAACUCGCCGUAAACACCGGCGGAACCUCACGCGCUGGAUCGCAACCGCCAUUCCCGGUGAUCUCGGUACUAGUACCCGUCCCAACAGCAGUAAUAAUAAUAAUACUGGAUUAAAAAAAGCCAAGUCAGCACGAGUUAGCCCAGUGAGUCGACAGAAAACGAGUUUCUCUAACGGCGAACGGUCCCACUCAUUUGUUGGAACGGAAGAGUACGUGUCACCCGAGGUGGUCCGUGGCGAAGGGCACGAGUUCGCGGUGGACUGGUGGGCUCUGGGGAUUUUGACGUACGAGAUGAUGUAUGGGACGACGCCGUUUAAGGGUAAGAAUCGUAAAGAAACGUUUCGGAAUGUUUUGAUGAAACGUCCCGAGUUCAUAGGGAAACCCUCCGCUUUAACGGAUUUGAUCGGACGGUUGUUAGAGAAGGACCCCACCAGGCGAUUGGGGUACGCAAGAGGCGCCACCGAGAUCAAGGAACACGAAUUCUUUAGCGGGCUCAGGUGGGACCUACUAACCGACGUUUUACGACCUCCGUUUAUUCCGUCCCGUGAAGAAGACGGUGAAUUAAAGAAAUGUUUAAAGGCUGAUGCCGGUUUUGAUAUUCGGGAGUACUUCCAAAAAUUGAGGUCACCACCGUCACCUGAUUGUCAACUGUUACCGGAGUUCUGACGCACGUGUGAGAGAUGGCGCACGUAACAACUUCUUACUUAUCGCCCUAUCCUUUUCCUUAAAACAAUAAUUAUAUACAAAAUACAAAUACACAAUUUCUUUCUUUUUCUUCUUCUUUUCUUUUUUUUUUAAAAAAAAAACAUUUGGAGCCAGUGUUGUGUACAUAUAAAACGGCGUUCGUUGAGAUGUAUUGUAAAAUAAUUAGAUUUUUGUACAGUAGUAUAACAUCUUUAAUCA
Messenger RNA from Cannabis sativa, 1793 nucleotides. Its product is annotated as serine/threonine-protein kinase UCNL. Lineage: Eukaryota; Viridiplantae; Streptophyta; Magnoliopsida; Rosales; Cannabaceae. Gene Ontology annotation, molecular function: protein serine/threonine kinase activity; ATP binding. Bases 315 to 1556 code for a protein of 413 amino acids. The record is from RefSeq and is a predicted model, not a curated record. The transcript has a single exon. Gene Ontology annotation, biological process: protein phosphorylation. Gene Ontology annotation, cellular component: cytoplasm; plasma membrane; nucleus.